AGAAUGCUUAGCUCAAGACAGAAUUCAGUUGUAAAGAGCUGUUCUUCACAAAGCCUACAGAAGACACCUGAUAUCAGUCCACAACAAUUUAUACCUGCGAUGGGGCUGGGCUUACACCCAAUUUAUGGUCAUCUUGCUCAUGCUCAUCCUGCACAAUCUCUAGCAUUUGGAGAAUGUUUCUCAUGGUAGCAUCUAAUGCCUGUGGCUGCUGUCUGAGAGAAAGCAGCGACGAGGGGAAGACACUGACCUCUGUUUGGCACUGCUCCUUGCUGCCGCCAUAUGAAGAAGGACGUGUUUGCUUCCCCUUCCUCCAUGAUUGUAAGUUUCCCGAGGCCUCGCCAGCCAUGCUAAACUGUCACAUAACAAGAACUCGGGACCCACUGAAUGGUGAGGCUAAAAGAGCAGUAACACAAACAAGCCUGAAACAUGUCCCUUGCUUGCCAGGUUGCGGGAGAAGAAAAGGAGAGAAGAGUUGUGGCCCUUCGGGGAUCCCAGACCUAGGAGCUCCCCAAGCCAGGGCUGUGAUUCCCUCUUUGGGAUCCUGUGGUUCCUGGCAUCUCCAAGAUUCCAGGUGCCACUGCAUUCCUUAGUGCCAGUUGUGGAAGCUGCUUGUGGUGUGCCUAGUCUGGCUGUAGCCUUGCAGAGAGCCAGCACCAGUGCCAGCACCUGGAGUUCCCGCCCCACUGCAGCAGUUGGUGUGUCUGACUGUGCACAGUGGCCAGACCCCACACUCGCUCACACACCCCUCACUGUUCCAUGCCUGACUCGCCCUUGGCAGGCAUGGGAUACACGCCCUUGGCAAGCAUGAGACCCAGACCAGUGGUAUGAGCCGAGUGCAGCCUACUGGCCAAGUGGGUGAAAUGAGCCCAGUGGGCCCAAGCAAAACUGGCAAAGGUGUCAUCGGCCACAGAGGUUUCCAGCCAGGAAAGGGACAUCCCAAAGAUCCCAUAACAAAAUCAAAUGUUAACACUUUAAUAACAUGUUCUCCACUGAUUUUACUUGACUAUAUUUUAUUUCUCUUUGGAUUCUAGUAAUAGUUGAUUACAUUUUGCUUUAUGUUAAAUGCCUUUGUCUUUUUCUACUUACUAGGUUAUAAACAUCUUGAGAGCAAGGACUAAAUCUUACUUAUCUUUAUUAAGAACUAACAAUGGAACACACAGAAAAUCCAUGGAUAUACUGUCAGACUGUCACCAAAUAUACAUUCAACAUUUUUCUUACUUGUGAGACUGAUUUUGAGAAAAUUUGCUAUCACAGAAUCACUAAACUUUAGAGCAGGUAAAGACUCCUGCAAUGAUUUUAUUUACCUGCUAUAUUUUACCAAUAAGAAAACUGAGGCAUAGAGAAGUUGAGACUUUCUACACACCAGUGCCUAGUCUUCAUGAUGCUUAUGCCCAAUCCUGAGUCAUUUCCUCUAUAUAAUGCUGCCUCAUUACAUUUCUGAAAGACGGAGAAGUUUCAUAACAACAAGAUGAAAGACUUUGGAAGUUUCCAGAGGCUAUCAGGCUAUCUUCUCAUAGACCCAUCAUUUGUCCAGCAGAAAGAGACUAAAAAGGCUUAUAAGAAUAUCAAGACCCCAAUGUUGUACUUAUGGUUUGACUUUAUAUCUCUGACGAAUUACAGAAUUUGAUUAUUAAAAAAAGUUUUUAAUAUCAAAUCUUGGUUUAUACUUAAUUUUUUUUGAUAUUUAUUAUAUAUCAGUUGACACUUCCCCCUCUCCACUCCAAACAAACAAAAACCCCAAAAUAAAAACUGUU
Messenger RNA from Symphalangus syndactylus (siamang), 1754 nucleotides. RefSeq lists its product as uncharacterized. The record is from RefSeq and is a predicted model, not a curated record. NCBI's taxonomy places the organism in Eukaryota, Metazoa, Chordata, Mammalia, Primates, Hylobatidae.